AUGGACUCUCAUCUCAAGAGCCAGCUGGCUGCCCGCCAUAUUCAAAACAUGAGCGAGGCCGCCUCACUAGAACCUCACUGGGGCUACGCAGACCGGGCGGUCCCUUGCACGAAUGAUCCUGGAUCCUGCGCCUAUCUCGACGUCGUCUACGGCUCCCAUGAUCUCGGCAUGUUGUAUGUCGGCAUCUUGUGGGUUCUCAUUGGCAUUAUCUUACUCCUAUGGGCCGUUGGCCGGCGAGCACUACCAUCACUCUCCGAGGAAGACGUGCUACGCGCUGCUCUUCUUGAAGAUACCCGCGCAAGCAAGAGCUUCACCAACCGACUGCGCCAAACAAUCUCCUCCGCCGUGAACCGAUACCUGCUCCCCGAUUGCAUUCGUCCAGUCUUUGGGCGAACCACUCGCCUUCAGGUCUUGAUUCUUGCCGUAUUGGCGGCAUACCUCCUCGUCUUCUCUUUCGUCGGCAUCGUGUACAACACCUGGAUUACCCCCGUCAAGAAGAUGCCCGGUGUUUACAACACGAGAGUCAGUCUCGGUCCUUGGUCUGACCGUAUAGGAGUCCUCGCCUACGCCCUCACGCCCUUGUCCGUCCUCUUCGCCACCAGGGAGUCUAUACUGUCCCUUCUCACCGGCGUGCCCUACCAGAACUUCAAUUUUCUUCACCGUUGGGUUGGGUACAUCAUCGUCAUCCAGUCCAGUCUCCAUACCAUUGGUUGGUUGGUCAUCGAGGUCCGCUUGUACCAACCUCAACCCACUGUUGCUGAAGAGUGGAUUUCACAGCUCUAUAUGAUCUGGGGCUGCAUUGCGCUGUUCUUUCUUAUGGCCCUCUACGUUCUCAGCUUACCCCCUGUCAUCCGCCUGACCGGUUACGAGUUCUUCCGCAAGUCUCACUACGUCCUGGCCAUGCUGUAUGUCGGCGCAUGCAUCGGCCAUUGGAAGAACUUGGAGUGCUUCAUGAUUCCAGCUCUGGUCAUCUGGUUCUUGGAUCGUGCCGCCCGCGCUGUGAGAACCGCCUUAAUGCAUCACAACUUCAUUGAGGGCAAAGGCAUGGGCUUCUCUGCCGCUCAGGCUGCCAUCACCCUUUUCCCGGAUUCCGAAAAUGGCGACGUCGUCCGCCUCGACUUUUCCCACCCCCAUGAUUCUUGGAGCAUUGGCCAGCACUUUUACUUGUGCUUCACGGAGAGUAGCAUCUGGCAGUCACAUCCUUUUACCCCGCUCAACGCUCCCGUGACCGUGAAUGGGAGGACCAACCAUUCUUACAUCUUCCGCGCCAAAGGCGGAGAGACCAAGAAGGUUGCAGAGAUCGCUGCCCGCAAGUUGGCUGCUGCUCCAGGAGAAAAGAGUGAGGCUGCGCCUACGACUUCGGUUGUCCUAACGGGUCCUUACGGUGACCCGAUCGUUCGGAACGUCACCUCGGAUGUCAACGUACUAUGCGUUGCAGGCGGGACCGGCGUGACGUACGUUCUCCCCGUUCUGACGAGCUUGAAGAAGAACUCUGCGGGAUCACGAAAGCUUGAGCUUGUCUGGGUCGUGCGUCACAUGAAGGAUGUUGAAUGGAUCAGGCCUGAGCUCGAUGCUUUAGAGGUCGGGGAGGGACCCAAAAUCAUCGUUCGCAUCUUCGCAACACGCGAUGGCGGCAAUCAAGUUUCGGCGUCUGGGCGAUCCGAGUCUGAGUCAACGUCCGACGGGGGAGAGGCCACCGGCGAAAAGCAAAUCAAGACAUCAGCUAGAUCGGUGGGAGAGGUAGCGUCUAGCGAUGCCCCGCGACACCCCGAGAUGACGGCAGUCGUGCGGCAGUUCGUGGAUGCAACGGUUUUCGGACAUCGGUCUUCGCCAGUGGACCUGGAAGCUUGA
Molecule: messenger RNA, 1851 nt
Organism: Colletotrichum higginsianum IMI 349063
Lineage: Eukaryota; Fungi; Ascomycota; Sordariomycetes; Glomerellales; Glomerellaceae
Product: Ferric reductase like transmembrane component
Exons: 2
Coding region: 1-1851 (616 amino acids)
Biological process (GO): intracellular iron ion homeostasis; copper ion import; iron ion transport
Cellular component (GO): plasma membrane
Molecular function (GO): ferric-chelate reductase activity
Source: RefSeq, a predicted model, not a curated record